AUGCCUUCAUCAAAUCAUCGAUCAUCGAGUACACAGAGAGCAAGACGUACAUCGACUCAUACACAGACAUCAAGUCGUCGAUCAUCCAGUGUACCACAUCGAGAAUUUAUUAUCAUUCUAACAAAUCAUCCUAAUUUAUUAAGAGAAACUGUAGCGUUACAACCAGAGGCACAACAACGAAUGCAAACAAGAAUUGCUAAUCAAAAUGGUUCUGGUCGUCAUGAAACUGUGAACGAUAAUGAGAAUGGCAUUCGUGAACAAAUAUUGAAUACUCUCUUACAACUUGAAUUAAGUGAUGCAACUCAAGAUUAUCUCUCUCGUACUCGUCGAGGAAAUCCAAUACAUUUCGUAUUUGAUAUGUCGCGCAUUGACACAUCAAAUCAAUCCGAAUAA
Molecule: messenger RNA, 393 nt
Organism: Adineta steineri
Lineage: Eukaryota; Metazoa; Rotifera; Eurotatoria; Adinetida; Adinetidae
Source: the annotation of a GenBank genome assembly